UUAAUUAAAAGUUCAGUCUGUGCAUCGAUAAAUGGCGACCCAUUUCAAAGAAAACAUUUGGAGUAAUUUGAACCAUCGAGAAACUUGACAAUUACUGACAAUGGGUGCAUUCAUAAAGGUCAAAGAAAGAAAAGACAAGAAAGAAGAGAGAACGCGACGCUAUAGCCAUCUAGCGGUCAAAAGGUGGAACUAAAAUUGUUGUUUGUUGGCGUUUAUUAAAAAAAAUAAUAAUAAACAGAUACAGACUUUAAACCUGUAUAGGUCUAUUAGUCUAGAAGUAAAAUUCCGACCUCCAUACAGCGCACCACCGGGAAAACGUCCAAGUUUGUCCUCGAAUAGUUCCUUUUUUUAGCGCUAGAUGCCGGCAUUUGUUUGUUUAAAAAAAAAAAUAACGGAUUUAAAAGUUAAAAAACGGUUUUCAUACAAAUUUUAAUAUCACAUUGCUGAUUCACUUAUUUGGUAUUGCAUAUAAUACAAAAAUAUUUAUAAAAUACAAAUGGCACCAUCUAGCGUUGACCCGGAGUACUAUUCGAGGACACACUUGAGCGCUUUCCCACCGAUAGCGCCACUGUCGUCUACAAAAAUAUUGUUGUUAUUCUUGGAUAAUAACAAUUAUAACUUCAGCAAGACUACCUUGACAUUUAUUUUAUUGUUGUCUAAACAUUUAUGUAUAAAAUUUAUUAGAAUAUAUUUCAAACUAGAAAUGGGAGAUAACCUUCGACGGCAGGUACUAUGCAUGUUUAAAAAACUACAUCGAACGCGAAUGAAUACUUUCAAGGGCGACGAACACGCGUUGAAAGUUGUAAGGAACAAGAUAAACGAGGAGUACAAAAAAAAUAAAAAUGUUACAAACACAGCUGCUAUUGAAGAGUUGAACAAAUUUGCACAAGAAGUAGAGCACGAAGUACGAACAACUGUAAUUCAAGCAGUUGAAAAAGAACCUGGAAAGUUUGCGCUUAACAUUACGCCUGACAUAAAGCUAAUGGAUAAUGCACCCUGCGAGGACCUUAAAAAAACUUCCUCAGAAGAUAGACCACGAAAGAAUAAUUAAAAUAAAAAAAAUUUUAAUAAUUCAAUUUUACAGUGGAGUAGAAUAGCAUUAAAAUAUAAAGAAUAAAUAUAGUAAACAACUAGUUAUAAAUUAUUAAAUGUUUAUUUAAGUCAGAAAUGUCAAUUCAGAUGGUUUUAUUUGUAAUUUAACACUAAUAAAAUAUAUACAAUAUUGUAUGUA
Molecule: messenger RNA, 1231 nt
Organism: Hylaeus anthracinus
Lineage: Eukaryota; Metazoa; Arthropoda; Insecta; Hymenoptera; Colletidae
Product: complex III assembly factor LYRM7
Exons: 6
Coding region: 497-1051 (184 amino acids)
Biological process (GO): mitochondrial respiratory chain complex III assembly
Source: RefSeq, a predicted model, not a curated record